Messenger RNA from Amphibalanus amphitrite, 1459 nucleotides. RefSeq names its product protein C12orf4 homolog. Lineage: Eukaryota; Metazoa; Arthropoda; Thecostraca; Balanomorpha; Balanidae. Gene Ontology annotation, cellular component: cytoplasm. The record is from RefSeq and is a predicted model, not a curated record. The coding region runs from base 47 to 478 and encodes 143 amino acids. The transcript is spliced from 3 exons.
GCUCGCUUCGCUCGCUCCGUAAUAAAUGGCAGCGUUGUGAAUUGGCAUGCUUGUUAACGGGUGGAUGUACACACCAGCUCGACUGAGGAGGCGACUGACCGGUAUCGGGCAAUGUGUGUGUUGCCCCCAGGACAGCCUGCGCGGCGACGUCAACUCUCGGCACCCGACCAUCCUGGCGCUGCGCAACGUGCUCAAGGUGGCCUUCCUGAGCGACGUCACCACGCUCAGCGUGCCGCUGCUGCUCACACACGAGAUGAGCGAGGAGAUGACUGUGGCCUGGUGUAUGAAGCGCGCCGAGCUCGUCUUCAAAUGCGUCAAGGGCUUCAUGAUGGAGAUGGUGUCCUGGGGUGGCACCGAAACGCGGACCAUCCACUUCAUCGUCCCAAAGACCAUCUCUGAGGAGGUGUUUGCCAGCGUGUCGGCCCUGCUGCCGACCAUAUUCCGCGUCUCCAACCCGCUGGUGGUGCGCAGCUCGUGAGUCGGACGGCGCUCUCCGCUGGUCAGUCGGAGGCGCUCUCCGCUGGUCAGUCGGCCGGCGCUCACGGACGGCGCUCACCGCUGGUCAGUCGGAGGCGCUCACCGCUGGUCAGUCGGCCGGCUCUCACGGACGGUCAGUGGGCCGGCGCUCUCCCGGAGGCGGCAGCCCUGCCGAGUUGACACAGGGAGUGGUCCGGAGAGGCCGCUGGUGGCCGCCCGUGAACCUGUUUAUUUCGCUAUUGUAGAGACGACACCGACAUGGACCAUGACUAUUGACUGCUAGCGAAUUAUGGCUACGUACUAAAUACAGGUGGAUCGAGCAUUUUUUUUUCAAACUCAUUUAAAAAGAAAUGUCCGUAACAUUUGUGAUAAGUACUCAUUUAAAUGGUCUACUUGAACACGUGGAAAUAAUGCAACCGAGCCACAUCAUUCCGAAAUAAGUCUAAUGAGAAAUUUUAUCGCUAAGUCUGGUAUAUCCCAUUCAGAAAGUAUGUCGCAAAAUCAUGGAGGAGGAGUGAAUUUAUUGUAUAUCAUAUUCCCUAAGAUCCUGUGUGUGAUUCAUAUUGUUACAACUUACGAUUUUGUAUAGGAUUUUUUGUCAGUUGAGAACAGACUUUUUUGUCCACCAGGCGCUCGAGGCCACAUCUUUUCGCCGCGUCUAUAUGUUUGGCGACUUCAGUGUUCGCACGUCUCCGCGAAAUGCCUCGGUAGGGUGGGUUACCAGAGUAUUUGGUAGCAUGCCCACGGCUUUGUGACGCGACAGAACCGCAGGAGCCCACAUGACGAUAACGUGCCACUGAUGCUUCAUGUUUAUCGGACUAUGUUGAUACCCGUAUUUUACGUACCCUGAUCGACCUCCGUUAUUGCUGCAGUGAGGUGUUCGGGGAGAUUUGUCGCGUGUGGAUAUGUGCAUGUGGAUAUAUUGCGUGGUUUGGUAUGUCAAAUGUAUGCAGAUUAUAUAUUAUAAUUAUUUACGCUUUAA